AUGUAUUCUAGCCAUCUGCUAUCUGAAGCAGUAAAUGUGGAAAUGCCCUUUUCAUCUACCCUUGAGGCCAUCAUCAGCAAUGAGUAUGGCUCAUCUUUGGAUGUACUGGACAUCGAUGACGAAUGUGAUCCUAUCGCACAGGCGGUCAACAUACGCAUCAGACAUUGCAUGCAAAUCUCAUUGAAUGGCCUUCAUGAGAUUCUUGUGGAGGCGUUAGACAUGUUUUCUAAUCCCGACGGCUCUGGUGAUGGGAACCUCACUAAUAACGAUGACAUUGGUGAAUUACACCAGAAAGCCAUACAGCAACAGCAGAAGAACAGAUGUGACAUUUUGAAUAAAGCGCUCUAUGAAGCACAGUGGACCUCUAGGACCGUCUGGCGUAUCAUUCGCCUAGCUCAUGCACUCCGGAUCGAGGCACACACAGUAAUCGAGGAGUGCGAUGCAUGGGGUGACAACGAUUCUAAAGGGGAGAGAAAGGUGUAUGUCUGCCAACAGAUUAAUCACAUUGCAGACAGGGCAAGUAACAUCAUGGUGCAUAUUGCCACCAUUCUCAAGGCUCAUCAUCCUGCGUUACAACCAAAGGCAGAGGACAAAUGGGCAAAAGAUAGAGUGGUGCAGAGAGAGUCAUCUGUUAUGGCAGUUAUCAAUUUGUGUCAGAAGACACUUCAGGCAGUAGAGGAGGUUUUAACGGAUUCAUUGGACUGGUGA
Suillus subalutaceus is the source of this 708-nucleotide messenger RNA. RefSeq lists its product as uncharacterized. The record is from RefSeq and is a predicted model, not a curated record. Bases 1 to 708 code for a protein of 235 amino acids. Lineage: Eukaryota; Fungi; Basidiomycota; Agaricomycetes; Boletales; Suillaceae. The transcript has 2 exons.